Messenger RNA from Aspergillus luchuensis, 1278 nucleotides. RefSeq lists its product as uncharacterized. The record is from RefSeq and is a predicted model, not a curated record. Lineage: Eukaryota; Fungi; Ascomycota; Eurotiomycetes; Eurotiales; Aspergillaceae. The coding region runs from base 1 to 1278 and encodes 425 amino acids. Gene Ontology annotation, biological process: intracellular signal transduction; protein phosphorylation; intracellular monoatomic cation homeostasis. Gene Ontology annotation, molecular function: protein serine/threonine kinase activity; ATP binding. The transcript is spliced from 2 exons.
AUGCCAUCAACAAUAGCAAUCGCCAAAAACUACUUGUGUUUCAAACUCCCUUUCUCGGAGUACUCGUUCUCAAUCCCUUCGGUGCCUUUUCCAUGGCAUACACAUACACAGACACAUACCACUGCUACUAUCACAGACACAACCGGCAUAUCAGAAGAGAGUCCUCUCCUUCCUCACCACCACCAACAACAAAAUACGCCUCAAUCCCUCAAAGACAAAUACGGCACCUGCACCACCAUCCUCCACUACGGCACAUCCAGCUCCGUUCGUCUCUACACCAACACCACCACCACCAAGAAAAACAAAAAACUGCACGUCCUCAAAACCCUCCGUCCAACCCCUUCCUCGACAAAACAAACCCUAAAAUCCACCCUCGAGUCCCUCCUCUCGUCAACACUCUACCAUCCACAUCUCCUCCAGACCAUUGAUAUCAUCCCCAACUCUCGUGGAGAAACAUGUCUGGUAAGUGAGUAUUGUGAACUAGGUGAUUUAGGGACGUAUAUCUCCUCCUCCUCUACUUCCCAUGUGGAUGGAGUAAUGGGUGUGAGAGAAGCAGAUAGGAUUCUGUAUCAGAUAAUGAGCGCAGUGGAAUUUCUUCACGAGAUGGGGGUGGUUCAUGGGUGUAUUUGCGUGGAGAAUAUUUUGGUUUCUUCUAAAGAUGGGAAUGGGAAUGGGGUUUGUGUCAAGUUGGGGGAUUUAGGAGAUGCGAGGGUGCUGGACUCUCAACUCUCUCACGAUCAUAUUGGGGUGAAAGAUGGUGAUGGUAAUGGGUACUACGCAGCAUGGAAAGAGGAUGUAUAUCCCCUAGUUAGGGGGUUAUCGAUGGGGAUAGGGAAGUUUGAGGAGUUGGAGUUGGAGGGAAGAUGUGAUAGGAGAAAGAGGAGGAAUAAUCCUUAUGCUGCGCCGGAGGUACUUCAUUCUCCUUCUCCAUCUCCUUACUCUUCGGCUUAUCGUCGACGUGGGUAUGGAAGUCCUUCCCUAGGGGGAGUAGGGAAUGAUCCCCGGGCUGUGGAUGUCUGGGCUGUCGGGAUUAUAUACCUUGUCCUUAGACUGGGGAGGAUUCUCUGGCGGAGUGCGAGUGAGGAGGAGGAUGGGCGGUAUGCGGAGUAUCUUGCUGGGAGGAAGAGGAGGGAGGGGUAUAGGGUUAUUGAGGGGUUAGGAGGGGCACAAUGCAGGAACGUGGUAUACGCGAUGCUAAACCCCGAUGCCAAACGACGGAUCAAAGCAUCUGAAGUGAUGAGAUCAGAAUGGAUGUAUAACCUCGAUGUGUAUCAAUAA